AUGCCUUCCAUCUCAAUCGGUAGUUACUUGAUCAAGCGUCUCAAGGAAAUCAAUAUCGACACUAUCUUUGGUGUUCCUGGAGAUUAUAACAUGCCUUUCCUCGACCUUAUUGAGGACGAUAAAGAUCUCACAUGGGGCAACAAUGCUAAUGAACUGAACGCUGCUUAUGCGGCUGAUGGAUACGCCCGUAUUCGUGGUGCUGGUGCUGUAGUCACCACCUUUGGUGUUGGCGAGCUUUCUGCUAUCAAUGGUAUUGCCGGAUCAUAUUCUGAGAUGCUGCCAGUCAUUCACAUUGUUGGUACUCCUGUUACCUCAUCUCAGCAAAACAAGGCCCUCUUACAUCACUCCCUCGGUAAUGGUGAUUUCCAGGUGUUCACCAAGAUGUCUGCUUUGAUCACAGUUGCAUCGUGCCAUUUGACAGCCGAAAGAGCGAUUGAAGAGAUUGAUAAUGUCAUCAAAACUGCCUACUUGCGCAAGAGACCCGGUUACAUUGCUUUCCCCUUGGAUUUAAUGAAGAAGGAGGUGGACGUUCCUGAUGCUUUAUUCAAGCCUCUUGACUUGAGCCAUCCCGCUAAUACCAAAGAGGUUCAAGAAAUCGUUUUGGAAGAAAUCCUGAAGCUUAUCGAAUCCUCCAAGAAGCCUGCUAUUGUAGUAGAUGGUUGUGUUCUUCGCCAACAUGUAGAGAAGGAGGUAAAUGCGUUUGUUGAACGUUCUGGAUUCCCCACCUUCACGGCUCCCAUGGGUAAAGGCGCUAUUGAUGAAAGUUUGCAUAAUUUCCGUGGCUGCUAUUCUGGUAAUGUGACAUUGGAAGGUAUCACCAAGGAGAUUGAGGAGGCAGAUUUGUUGAUUGAACUGGGUUCUAUCAAGUCUGAUUUCAACACUGGUAACUUCUCUUAUGGUUUGGAGAAAAAGAAGACCAUCUCGUUGCACAGCUUCGGCACUACUAUUUAUCAUGCAGAGUAUCCAGGUGUGGGCAUGGUAGAGCUCUUGCCUCUUUUGACCGGUAGCUUGCCCAAGGUUCCUCUUCAAUUGAGCUUCGGUGAACGCGUCAAGCCUGCUCCCAUUGAUAACAGCACUGAGGAAAUCACGCACAACUAUCUCUGGAACAAGGUCCCUGAAUAUAUCAAGCCUGGUAGUAUUAUUGUUUCCGAAACAGGUACAUCUGAAUUUGGCGUGUUUAACAUGGAUGGUUCCAAGGACACCAAGUUUAUCAGCCAAAUCCUCUGGGGAUCCAUUGGUUAUUCUGUGGGUGCUGCUUUGGGCGCUGCUAUGGCUGAUCGUCAAAGAAGAGUCUUCUUGUUUGUUGGCGAUGGAUCUUAUCAAUUGACUUGCCAGGAGGUGUCUGUCAUGAUUCGCCAUGGAUUAACACCUGUCAUUAUCUUGUUGAAUAACGAUGGCUACCUUAUUGAAAAACUGAUUCACGGCCCUGAGAGAUCAUACAACAAUUAUCAGAUGUGGGAAUACAGAAAGAGUCUCGAAUUCUUUGGUGGCCAUUUGGAGCACAAUAAAUCAGGUGGCAGGAAGCCUUCUCCUAUUGGCGUCGAAGCCAAGGUGACCAACCGCAAGGAGUUUGAGGAUGCUAUGGCCAAGGUUUCUGAACAAACUGACAAAAUCCACUUCCUGGAAGUUGUUAUGCCACAAUUUGAUGCUCCCCGUGAACUGUCUCUUUUGGUAGCCACUUCUGAAAAUCGCUAA
Mucor velutinosus is the source of this 1695-nucleotide messenger RNA. RefSeq lists its product as uncharacterized. The coding region runs from base 1 to 1695 and encodes 564 amino acids. The record is from RefSeq and is a predicted model, not a curated record. The transcript has 3 exons. NCBI's taxonomy places the organism in Eukaryota, Fungi, Mucoromycota, Mucoromycetes, Mucorales, Mucoraceae. Gene Ontology annotation, cellular component: nucleus; cytosol. Gene Ontology annotation, molecular function: magnesium ion binding; thiamine pyrophosphate binding; pyruvate decarboxylase activity.